Molecule: messenger RNA, 1524 nt
Organism: Cadophora gregata
Lineage: Eukaryota; Fungi; Ascomycota; Leotiomycetes; Helotiales; Ploettnerulaceae
Exons: 7
Coding region: 1-1524 (507 amino acids)
Molecular function (GO): oxidoreductase activity, acting on paired donors, with incorporation or reduction of molecular oxygen; heme binding; iron ion binding
Source: RefSeq, a predicted model, not a curated record
AUGACUUACUUCACCGCAUUUACCUCAGGGUAUCUACCCAUCCUAGGUCUCUCGUUUGCUUCACUUUAUCUCAUAUACCUCGGUGCAACAGUCAUCUACAAUCUCUAUUUCCAUCCACUUUCAAAAUUCCCUGGGCCAGCAUCACGAACAGGAGUUCAUGCUGGUGACUACUGGGAGCUUUACAAAGGAAGUCAUCCCCAAAGUGUGAAGGCGCUCCAUGAGAAGUAUGGAGAUGUUGUGAGAAUUCGACCUGAUAGCUUGACGUUCGAUACCGCGGCAGCAUGGAAAGAUAUCUAUGGCAUGCGUCCCGGUAAGAGCCAGCUGCAAAAGGACCCACAGUUUUAUAGGAUUACUGGCGGGACGAAAACGGAUAUUAUAUUCUCGAACGAUGCAGACCAUGCACGUAUGCGCAAGCUGUUAUCCCACGCUUUCUCAGACUCAGCACUACGGCAGCAAGAGGAUCUGCUCACGCCUUACUUUGAGCUCCUCGUGUCGCGUCUGAAAGACCAGAUUGACGGACCCAACAAAGGCAAGGUCGAUAUCAAGAACUGGUACAACUUCCUGACGUUCGACAUCAUUGGCGACAUGUCAUUCGGGGAGUCUUUCCAUGCCCUGGAAGCCGGUGAAUAUCACAAAUGGAUGGCGAAUCUGUUCAAUGGUAUAAAGUAUGGACGGAUCAUGGCCAUUGCGUCGUUCUAUCAACCAGCUAAGCUGUUCUUGACUGCGCUUGUGAAGUUUGUGCCUGCAAUCGCCAAAGCGAGAGAAGAGCAUCUUUCAUUUUGCAAAAAGAAGACGGAGGCGAGGCUGGAUAUGAAAACUGAUCGGAAGGAUUUCAUGUCCUAUAUCCUCCGCCACAACGAUGAGAAAGGAAUGAGCAGGGAGGAAUUGAUGAGUACAUCUGAGCUUCUCAUCAUUGCAGGGUCUGAAACCACAGCGACUCUUCUCAGCGGAUUGACAUACUUCCUCCUCCAGAACCCUAAAGUCUACGCGAAAGUCAAAGAAGAAACCCGAUCGGCUUUCCAGUCUUCUGAGGAGAUCACCUUGACCUCCACAGGGCAGCUUCCAUACUUGCAAGCUUGCAUCGAAGAAGCAUUGAGAAUGUACCCACCAGUGCCUAUCGCCCUUCCACGACGAACGAAGCCUGAGGGAGAUGUGAUAGGAGGUGUCUUUGUACCUGGAAAUACAUCAGUAGCAGUCUCCCAGCUCUCAACCUACUGUUCUACAGCAAACUUCCACGAACCUGAGCGCUUCGUACCCGAAUGCUGGCUACUUAACCCACCAGAAGAGUUCAACAGAGAUGUCAAAGAAUCCCUGAAUCCGUUCUCAACAGGACCUAGGAAUUGCAUUGGCAAGAACCUUGCAUACAACGAGAUGCGUUCAGUAAUGGCACGCAUUUUGUGGCAUUUCGACAUGCGGCUCUGGGAUGAGACUCAGGCUUGGAUGGACCAGAAAGUCUACUUUAUGUGGGAGAAGCCGGCGUUGCAUGUGGUUCUUUCGCAUCGUGCGGAUAGGUCUUCGAUCUGA